UUUGACCCUCCAUACACCCAAAAAAUUGCAAGCCUUUUGAUGAUCAACCAACCUCAAAAAAGCUAUUAAUUUUACCUUUUGCUCUCGUUGGUGGUGCAAUUGUGCUGCCAUUUUUUAAGAAAACCAACAGAAUUAGAAUCUCUAGUCUGAGGUAAAUCAGAGAUUUGAUCUCACUAUCAGGAAACAUGGCAUGUCAAGUAAAGAAAAGACAAAUUGUGUUGGAUUUCUCUGGGGCGUAUCCAUGGAAUUUUCUUUGCAAUAGUAUUGCUAUAGCUUGCCAUUGCUUUCUUUCAAGAUGUUUUUUUUUUCCAACUUUUCAGUUUGGCCUUCAGGGACGGAAUAUCUUAAUAGUAUCCCACCCAAGUAUUAACCAAAUCUAAUUCUCUUUAUAAAAUGAGUAAUCAGGGAUAAGCAGACACACUUCCUUCUUCCCUGCAGUUUCAAUUCCGUAUCUGUAUACUAGGAAACCUAAUUUCUGCCCAGCUCGGCUAUUCCUCACUUCGCGCAAGCAGCAAAAUCUGUGUCUUCCCCUAAAAUGCUUGGCUCAAAAUUAGUUUAUCAACCGUCACUCCUUAGGACUGCAGCACACUGCGAUCGUUAGGGAGGCCAGCAACUAAGGACAAAACCCCUUCUUGACAUAAACAAGCUGAACGGCAGAGGAAGCUUCACCGGCUGAACUCCUGCCUGCUUUCAGCUAAAGCGCAUAGGCUCCGCUUCCCUGCCGCCUAGCCCUGAUCACAAAGCACCCAUCGGCUUCCAAUGAGGGAGGGAGGGGGGAGAGGAGGACACGAUCACGAGCUUUCUCCCCCACGGUCGUUGCUGAGAAGGCGGCUCGCAAACCGCGGGCGCCCUUGCCAGCGCAGCCGACUGUCACCUGAUCGAUGGCGGUCAUGUGACGUGCCGAGGAGGAAAUGCACCCGAGCCGCUGCGGGGGAUAGUCGGGGCCGGCUGCUUACUGAGAGCGGCAAAGAGCAGCGAUGGCCUGGACGAAGUACCAGCUCUGCUUGGCGGCGCUGAUGCUGAUCACCGGCUCCAUCAACACGCUUUCCGCGAAGUGGGCUGACAAGCUGAAGGCACCAGGCUGCCAUGGGACAGAACCACAUAAUUUCCAGCAUCCCUUUGUACAGGCAGUGGGCAUGUUUCUGGGGGAAUUUUCCUGCCUGGCUGUCUUCUACCUCCUGCUCUGCACUGACCGGAGGAGGCCAGAACCCACCAUGACACCACCUCAGUCCUUUAACCGAUUGCUGUUCUUGCCUCCAGCACUAUGUGAUAUGACAGGGACCAGCCUCAUGUAUGUGGCUCUGAACAUGACCAGCGCGUCUAGCUUUCAGAUGUUGCGUGGAGCUGUGGUCAUCUUUACUGGUCUGCUCUCAGUAGCUUUCCUGGGGAGGAAGCUAGUGCUGAGCCAAUGGCUGGGCAUCCUGAUCACCAUUGUAGGGCUGGUGGUGGUUGGCCUGGCAGAUUUGCUGAGCAAUCAUGAUGAAAGCCACAAACUGAGUGAGAUCAUCACAGGUGACCUUCUCAUCAUUAUGGCCCAAGUUAUUGUGGCCAUUCAGAUGGUGCUGGAGGAGAAGUUUAUCUACAAGCACAAUGUUCACCCUCUGCAGGCGGUUGGCACUGAAGGUUUCUUUGGGUUCGUCAUACUCUCCAUCAUCCUGGUGCCCAUGUACUUCAUACCUGGGGGCAGUUUCAGCGGUAACCCACGGCAGGUACUGGAAGAUUCUAUAGAUGCCUUCUGCCAGAUUGGUCAUCUGCCACUUAUUGCUGUAGCCCUGCUGGGCAAUAUCAGCAGCAUUGCCUUCUUCAACUUUGCUGGCAUCAGUGUCACGAAAGAGAUCAGCGCCACCACCCGCAUGGUACUCGAUAGCUUGCGCACCAUUGUCAUCUGGGUUGUCAGCCUGGCCAUUGGCUGGGAGGUCUUUCAUGGACUGCAGAUCCUGGGUUUCCUCAUCCUUCUCGUUGGAGCUGCCCUUUAUAAUGAACUGCACCAGCCCCUCCUUGCUCGCCUGCCCUGGGGGAGGCCACCAGCAGGGGUUGCAGUGAGAGAUGCUGAUAGAGAAGGUCUGAUGGCCACAGACGAGCUUUCCAUUAACGGAGAUAGUUGAUGGCAACGGAACUCUUAACUUCUGCACCGCAACUUUGGACCUUUUUAUUGAAUGAAUUGGCCUGUAUUGCUGGGAGAUCAGGCUAAAAACACUCAACUAGUUUCAAGAUCUGCUCUGUAGCUCUGGGGAUGCUUUGCUUAACUUUAAACAUCUGGGUGGCUCUCCAUUAUUUCAUUCUUCUGCCUUUUACUGAAGGAAGCAGAGGGGCCUUGUUACCCUUUCUCUAGCAACCACAGAGUAGAGGUCUGCUGCUGCUAAGCAGCCCUCAAGUGGCUAUGGGCUCUCCCCUGGGGUUGCUUAGAAGCCAUCUAAAGCCUUGCUCUAUCAUUCUUCAUCUGCAUUUUGGGAUGGGGACAGUGGACAUCAUUGGGAAGAUUUCCUGGAAACCUUAUAGUUCCUAAGCUGUACCAUCUGCCUUGUGGGUACCUGUCAUUUCAUUGUUUAUCUUCUGUUAAAAUAACACCACAAAGCAAUUGGAGGAGGACCUUUGCUUGUCCCCAAUAGUCCAGCCUGCAUAGAAGAUACUCUCAUGCUUUUGCCAAGUAGAAUCUUGUCUACUCUAUUUUAAAAAGGCGAGUGUUAAGUUUCCCUGAAACACAAUUUUCAUAAUUUCUCACUCUCAUUACUCUGCAGGAUCCAAUCUGAGUUGGUCACCAGAAGUUUCAUCUUCCAAACUUUUGGACUCGUGCUGGAGUCCAUUCUGGAAGGAGAGAAGUUCCCUGAAGAAGGGCUCCAGUACGAGUCUGAAAGCUUGGAAGAUUAAACCUCUGAUCCCAAUGACCGACCGACUCAGAUUGGAUCCUGCAACAUUAUCCUGGGACACGAAUAUUUGCCUCUCGCUCCUUUCUCCAACCAGAUGAUGGGCAAGAGGAGCAAUUCAACACAAGCAAGAGGAAACAGCCAACUAGGAAAGGUUACCCUAAUCUGCAUGUUUACUGUAUACCUUGCCUUUUAUUUGACCUUUUAAGUAAAAGCUGCUCUAGAGAGGUCUAAUGAAGUGCUUUCUGUUUUCCUUUCAUCACAUGAGAAGUUUAUUGCUGACCUGGGUCAAAGCUGGCUGUUGAGUAGUAAGAAAGGAGCUGCUUUAUUGAGUAGCCUCACAUCAAGGGCAUGGCAUGCAACAGUUUAUAGUCUGGAAUUACAGUCCAGCAUUUUUUGCCCUAUGAUACCCAGGAUCUGGGAUUUAGCAAAGCUGUUCUAGCUGCUAAAGAGAAUAGCUGGUCCUGGAUCAUGCAGUUAACACAGUUUGGAAGAAGGUAGCAUAAGAGUUACUUAUGUGUGCUAUUUUUUGCUAUUUGUACUGAAAAGGCCUAAAGGCCAAGUGCCAAGUAUUUCUUUUUUUAAUGAAAAAGGCCAGCAGUUGGCACGGUUGAUGUACUCCUUUGAUGUCUGUUUACUUCUCCACACAUGGAGCAAUAAGGAAAUAGAGACUUUUAGGAAAAUAUUGACUCAUUUCCAGACCAUUGCUCUUUCCAAAGAUGCUACUGGCCUGCCCUCUAAAAGAAAGCCCAUGGUAGAGCAGGCAUCCUGAUAAGUUGUGUCCUGUUGAUGGGCUUUAAGGGUGCACAGAAAGUGCCUUUUUUUUUUUUUUGAAACACAUCCGAAAUACUUGAGAUCAAUUGUCCAGGUAUCAGCAACCCCUCUUUGCUUGUCAGCUUCCUUAAGUGCUGAGCAGAUCUUGCCCAUGUGCCUCUUGGUAGCUGAUGACACCAUUGGGUGAUACUUGGUUGGGGCCCAGAAUGGUUCAGUUUCUCCUGGUUGGGAGAUACUAACAAGAACGCAGUUUUGUAAUCAAUAAAAUACUUUCUGAUUUGAAGUCCU
This is a messenger RNA of Thamnophis elegans (Western terrestrial garter snake), 3926 nucleotides long. It is a transcript of the gene SLC35F6, whose product is annotated as solute carrier family 35 member F6. Lineage: Eukaryota; Metazoa; Chordata; Lepidosauria; Squamata; Natricidae. Gene Ontology annotation, biological process: transmembrane transport. Gene Ontology annotation, cellular component: membrane; intracellular membrane-bounded organelle. The transcript has 6 exons. Gene Ontology annotation, molecular function: transmembrane transporter activity. The coding region runs from base 978 to 2105 and encodes 375 amino acids. The record is from RefSeq and is a predicted model, not a curated record.